This is a messenger RNA of Mustela erminea (ermine), 3275 nucleotides long. RefSeq names its product solute carrier family 37 member 3 (gene SLC37A3). Gene Ontology annotation, biological process: transmembrane transport. Gene Ontology annotation, molecular function: transmembrane transporter activity. Gene Ontology annotation, cellular component: endoplasmic reticulum membrane. Bases 505 to 1989 code for a protein of 494 amino acids. The transcript is spliced from 17 exons. The record is from RefSeq and is a predicted model, not a curated record. Lineage: Eukaryota; Metazoa; Chordata; Mammalia; Carnivora; Mustelidae.
CGGGCGGGUCACGUGAGCGUCCGGAAACCCUGGCCGCCAAGCGGCGGGUGAGGUGGCUACGCGGGCGAGGGGCUACGGGUAGCGGAGCGAGCCGGCCGGUGGGCCGCAGCACGACGACUGCAGCGGCUCUCGGGUGCGCUAGCCCGGGCGCGCGGGGGGCCGACCGAGGAGGGGCCGGAGCCCGGCUUGGGGACUCAAAAAAGCUUCAAUAUGAAUCAGAUGAGUUAAUGAUUAUCAGCUUGUUUUGAAAAGUGGAACAUGGCUCAAUGGUUCCAGAUCCUUCUUGAUGAGCAGGAAUGAAAAUGGUCUUCAGAAAGUAGGAUGUGCUUGGUGGAUUCAGACUUGGCAGAAACUCUCGACACUUCCCCAGGGUCGCAGAGCUCACGGAUGAGUAGAAACUACUUCUGUGAUGCAGGGAAUAUAAGUGCAAGAAAGAAGAAAUGAUGUAGAUAAUUCACUAUCCGAACUUCAAGGUCAGAGGUGGGAAGGAAGGUCAGGAAGACUAUGGCCUGGCCGAAUAUUUUUCGAAGAGGGACUGCGUUCUCCCGGUUCAGCCAUCAUCAUGUUGUUGUGUUCCUGCUCACCUUCUUCAGUUAUUCGUUGCUCCACGCAUCAAGAAAAACUUUUAGCAACGUCAAAGUCAGUAUCUCUAAGCAGUGGACCCCAACUGCUUUUAACAAGUCAGUUGGACUGCCUGUAGAGAUCUGGAGCCGCAACCGUUUGUUUCCCAGCGCAGAGGAGGCCACUCUUUUCCUUGGGACCCUCGACACUAUUUUCCUCUUCUCUUAUGCUGUGGGCCUUUUCAUCAGUGGAAUUGUUGGAGAUCGGCUUAAUUUACGAUGGGUUCUAUCUUUUGGAAUGUGCUCUUCUGCACUAGUGGUGUUCAUCUUUGGCACAGUCACAGAAUGGCUGCAUUUCUACAAUAAGGUGCUCUACUGCUGCCUGUGGAUUGUGAACGGCCUGCUGCAGUCCACUGGUUGGCCCUGCGUCGUGGCUGUCAUGGGCAACUGGUUUGGGAAAGCUGGACGAGGAGUUGUGUUCGGUCUCUGGAGUGCCUGUGCUUCAGUGGGCAAUAUUUUGGGAGCGUGCCUAGCUUCUUCUGUUCUGCAAUACGGUUAUGAGUAUGCCUUUCUGGUGACAGCGGCUGUGCAGUUUGCUGGUGGGAUCGUCAUCUUCUUUGGACUCCUGGUGUCACCAGAAGAAAUUGGUCUCCCAGGUAUCGAGGCAGAAGAAAAUUUUGAAGAAGAUUCACACAGGCCAUUAAUUAAUGGUGCGGAAAAUGAAGAUGAAUAUGAGCCCAAUUAUUCCAUCCAAGAAGGCAGUACUGUUACCCAGGUCAAGGCAAUAAGCUUUUACCAGGCCUGUUGUCUUCCUGGAGUUAUCCCGUACUCACUGGCCUAUGCCUGCCUGAAGUUAGUAAAUUACUCCUUCUUCUUCUGGUUGCCCUUUUAUCUGAGUAACAACUUUGGAUGGAAGGAGGCUGAAGCUGACAAGUUGUCCAUUUGGUACGAUGUUGGAGGAAUUAUAGGUGGGACUUUGCAAGGUUUCAUCUCUGACAUAUUACAGAAGAGAGCACCGGUUUUAGCUCUCAGCUUGCUUCUGGCCGUUGGGUCCCUCGUUGGAUAUAGCCGUUCUCCAAAUGAUAAGUCCAUUAAUGCACUUCUGAUGGCAGUUACAGGAUUUUUUAUUGGCGGACCUUCUAACAUGAUUAGCUCUGCUAUUUCUGCGGACCUGGGUCGCCAGGAGCUGAUCCAAGGGAGCAGUGAGGCUUUGGCAACCGUCACAGGAAUUGUCGACGGAACUGGAAGCAUUGGAGCUGCCGUGGGCCAGUAUUUAGUGUCUUUGAUCCAGGACAACCUGGGAUGGAUGUGGGUAUUCUACUUUUUCAUUCUCAUGACAAGUUGUACAAUUUUAUUUAUCUCGCCAUUAAUAGUGAGGGAAAUCUGCUAUCUCAUGCAAAGACGACAAGCUCAUGUACUGAGUGAAUGAGUGUUGCCCACAGAAGAGAAGAACAAUGGGAGACACAUCAGGACUAUUAUUUCUUUUAAUUCACCCUAUUGGGGCUUGUCUUAGGAGCUCCAGCAAAACCUCAUUGUCAAGCCUUUUUCAGCAGUGUUGGCCACUUGAGCUGCUGACCGGUGGGGAAGGCUGGGCUGUUUUUCUGCACUACAUGAGUUACUGUGGGUGAUUUUCAUUGUUGCUUCGCAAACGUACUAAGUGGCCUGUGAAGCUGCCAGCCUUUUUAUUUGGCCUGUUGAGAUUAUCCUUGUAACCUGAAUUACUGUCUUGGACUUGGACCCUAAUUCUCCAGCCUGGAAAGUUCAGUGGCCACGAGAUAGUUGCACAUGGUUUGCAUCAAUGAUGGGCUCCACGAGUAGGGGAGGGUCGCUGGAUUCUGCUUUGAUAAUGAGUCCGCGGAGAGCGGUUCAGCUUUGAAGCCUCCAGUCCUGGUAGAGUACGCAAGCUGCAUCAAGCACAAGCCUGCCUUGGACAAAGAACCCCUUUGUUAACAGUGGUGGGAAAAUCACACUACGUGGUGACGAGCUCAGUCACUCUGUAUCUGCUCCAGAAGCAGAAAUACCUUCAAAUUAUUGUCAUCUUGUUUUCUUCUGUCUUCAUUCACAAGUCACUUUGACUCCUGGAAGUACUCAGUCUUCCUUUCAAGGACCAUAAGGUACAUCAUCUGUUGUCACGAACAUUCCAAGGUGUAGCUCACAGCCGAAGUCCUCAACCCCAGACGUGCUCUCUGGGAAUGUUAGGAUCCACUAGGACGCUAAUCGGCUUUGGCCUGUUUUCAGAGAAUUGAGCUUUCUCACUACCGGGUUCCUUGAGUUACCUCAGCAGAAGACUAGAAUUAGAGACAAAGGAAAGACCCUUAUGUCCUAGUAAGCAUUAAGUAUGUGACCUUGAAUUACAUCAACGGGUUACUAGGGCCUGGGGACUAGGUAUCUAUUCCUUAGAAGUUUGUAGCGUGUCUUCAAGGCUGUGAAUUCUAUACUAAUUAUCAAUAUUUUUAGGUCAUUCUGUAUAUGUAUUUUAAAUUAUGGACACGAACUAGGGGGAAAAUGUGCAAUUUUGAGGGCUGCCUAAUUGGUGUUGGGUUAGGGAAUAUUUUUCAACUUCUUGCUUUUUACUCUAAAUUGUGGUGUGUGAAUUUAUGAACUUGGUAAUGUUAUUUAAUCAAGGAGAUUCCCAAUCAGUUAAUGCCUCAUUACUGACAAAAAAGGGAAAAUACAGAACACAGGAAGGGAAAAUAAACUGACUUUUAUAGUAAA